This is a messenger RNA of Varanus komodoensis (Komodo dragon), 15748 nucleotides long. RefSeq names its product plexin A2 (gene PLXNA2). Bases 640 to 2913 code for a protein of 757 amino acids. Gene Ontology annotation, cellular component: semaphorin receptor complex. The record is from RefSeq and is a predicted model, not a curated record. Gene Ontology annotation, biological process: regulation of GTPase activity; negative regulation of cell adhesion; positive regulation of axonogenesis. Gene Ontology annotation, molecular function: protein binding; semaphorin receptor activity. Lineage: Eukaryota; Metazoa; Chordata; Lepidosauria; Squamata; Varanidae. The transcript is spliced from 11 exons.
GGGGGAGAUGCGCGUAGUGCCAGUCUAGAGCCGGAGCAAGGAGUGCACAGUGACUGUGGUACUGGUAGGAAUACAGAGAGGCAGACUGCGAGAGAGAGGGAGAGAGAAAGGGGGAGGUGGGAGGAGAGAGAAGGCAGAUCCACAUCCACGAAGGAAAUGACAGCGUGAAGAAGGCGAGCAGCAGCCGCAGCAGCCGCUAAGGGGAAAUCUGCUGGUGCCAGGCGGGAGUCAGGAUAUACCUAGGUGGGCAGAUGCUUUGAGCCGGGAGAGACAAUUGGGCAAGCCUGCUUUGGAGCACAUCUCUUGGGCAUCCACUAGCGCAGGGGCGCUUCGCAGGAAUGACCGACUGACUGAGCUGAUCCAAGGAAGAAACAAGCUGAGCUACUUUAGGAAUACAGAUCAAUGCCAGCGGGGUUGACUUGCAGUGGAUUUCAAUGAAUUCAGGCACUGUGUGGAUUACCUCGCCGUAAUUCCGAGGAGGAGGAGGAGGUGUGGGGAGAAACUGGGUGCUCCCCCCACCCCCGAGGAAAGAGGCAAGAGUCGUUUUUUAGCUUGGAUUUCCCCUGAUGAAGAGUUUAUUCAGGCUUGAAAUACUUUGGGUCUCCUAGUUCUUGUUUCUUUGUUUUAAUACACUCAGACAUGAGACCCACUGAUUGUGAUAUGGACAAUUUUUCAAAACCAUGUAAGGAAUGCUGCUGUAACAAGAGCCGCACACGGGGAGUUCUGAGGUUCACACUCCCUUUCCUCUUCACUAUCCACCACAGGAUGGAACAGGGAAAGAUCUGGCCUUGGAUAUGGGACUCUGAAGGCCGGUCAGUGGCCUUGGUGUUUUUUUUCUUGGUUUCUUUUUCACGGAAUGUUACCAGCACUCCCAUAUAUAAUACUUUCCACUCUGAGAACCGUGACUGGACCUUCAAUCAUUUGACUGUUCAUCAGGCCACCGGAGCUGUCUAUGUGGGAGCCAUCAAUCGGGUAUAUAAGCUGUCUGGAAACUUGACCAUCUUGGUAGCUCACAAAACAGGACCUGAGGAGGACAACAAAUCCUGCUACCCGCCACUCAUCGUACAACCCUGCACAGAGAUCCUGACUCUGACCAACAAUGUUAACAAGCUGCUGAUUAUCGAUUACUCAGAAAACAGGCUUCUGGCCUGUGGUAGCCUAUACCAAGGAGUCUGCAAACUGCUGAGACUGGAUGACCUCUUCAUUCUGGUGGAACCAUCGCACAAGAAGGAGCACUAUCUUUCCAGUGUUAACAAAACUGGCACUAUGUAUGGAGUUAUAGUUCGCUCUGAGGGUGAGGAUGGGAAGCUUUUCAUUGGCACAGCAGUGGAUGGCAAACAGGAUUACUUCCCCACACUCUCCAGCCGGAAGUUGCCUCGUGACCCUGAGUCAUCAGCCAUGUUGGAUUAUGAACUCCACAGUGACUUUGUUUCAUCACUCAUCAAAAUCCCUUCAGAUACCCUGGCCUUGGUCUCUCACUUUGACAUCUUCUACAUCUAUGGAUUUGCCAGUGGCAAUUUUGUUUAUUUUCUGACUGUUCAACCAGAGACACCUGAAGGGGUGUCUAUCAACUCAGCCAGUGAUCUCUUCUACACAUCUCGAAUUGUGCGUCUGUGCAAGGAUGACCCCAAGUUCCACUCUUACGUUUCUCUGCCUUUUGGUUGCAGCAAGGGUGAUGUGGAAUAUCGUCUCCUUCAGGCAGCCUAUCUUUCCAAGCCAGGGGAGGUGCUAGCCAGGUCUCUCAACAUCUCCACCGAAGAUGAUGUCCUUUUUGCCAUUUUCUCCAAGGGGCAAAAGCAGUACCACCAGCCCCCUGAUGACUCAGCUCUUUGCAUCUUUCCAAUUCGUGCAAUCAAUACCCAAAUUAAGGAGCGCCUACAGUCUUGCUACCAGGGAGAAGGCAACCUAGAACUUAACUGGCUGCUAGGGAAAGAUGUUCAAUGUACCAAGGCGCCAGUUCCAAUAGAUGAUAAUUUCUGUGGAUUGGACAUUAACCAGCCUUUGGGAGGCUCCAUACCGGUAGAAGGGGUAACCCUUUACACAUCCAGCCGUGAUCGGAUGACUUCUGUUACUUCAUAUGUCUACAAUGGCUACAGUGUUGUGUUUGUGGGCACGAAGAGUGGCAAGCUGAAAAAGAUCCGAGCAGAUGGGCCUCCUCACGGUGGUAUUCAGUAUGAAAUGGUGCCAGUUUUCAAGGAUGGGCGUCCUAUCCUUCGUGACAUGGCCUUCUCCACAGAUCAUAAUUACCUCUAUGUCAUGUCAGAAAAACAGGUAUCCCAAGUUCCUGUAGAAUCCUGUGAACAAUAUACAACCUGUGGAGAAUGUCUGAGCUCAGGAGACCCUCACUGUGGUUGGUGUGUUCUACACCAUACGUGUUCCCGAAGGGACAAGUGUGAAAGAGAAGAUGAACCAUACCGAUUUGCUGCCAGCAUCAACCAAUGCAUGAGUAUCAUUGUUCAGCCCAGCAGUAUUCCGGUUUCUGAGUACAGCCUUCCGCUCAGCUUGCUGGUGAAUGAUGCACCUGACUUGUCAAGUGGUAUCACUUGUGUAUUUGGAAACCUCACUGAAGUGGAAGGCCAGGUUUUGGGAAAGCAAAUCAUAUGUGUUUCACCAGCAUCUAAGGAUGUCCCUGCCAUACCGGUGGACCAGGACUGGUUUGGGAUAGAGCUGCUACUGAAAUCGAAAGAGACAGGCAAGAUGUUUGUCAGCACAGAGUUCAAGUUCUACAACUGCAGUGCCCACCAGCUGUGCCUAUCUUGUGUCAACAGUGCUUUUCGCUGCCACUGGUGUAAAUAUCGAAACCUCUGCACUCAUGAUCCCACGACAUGUUCAUUCCAGGAAGGGAGGAUCAAUGUUUCAGAGAAGAACCCUGAUCUGGACUGGGAACCUGCACAAGAGGUAGGGACUACUUGAACCUCUCUGUGUGGAUCUAACUGAUGACGGGAAUGUCUUGCACUUGCAUUUUGCAUCAGGAAUUGCACAUUGUUCUCAGCUGUGGCCAGUGCUGAAAUAAAGCUUUGUUCUUCUAGUUGAGAAGAAUGAGUACACCGGGUGGAGGAGGGAAGGUGGAACAGGACACUAUCCAUGAAAUCAAGCAAAAGCUUUCGUUUUCCUUUUUGACAAUAAGGAUAUUAAGCCAUCAACCUUUUGAAAAGGUGGCAGGUGUGGGAGGGUGUGCAUUUGGUUGAAUACUUUAUGUAUAUUUUAGAUUGCAACAGGGAUAAGUGGCCAUAAUUCAGCCUCAUAAAGAUGAAGUCUGAUCAUUAAGGAAAUGAGAUUAAAGAUAAUAAAACACUCAGUAAUAAACAGGAAAAUCAAGUUUCCCUUCUUCUUAUCAAGGAAUUGUGCUUCAUAAUUCAGCAUGAAAUAUCAGUCUAAAGCAACAUGUGUAUCUUCCUGAUGUAGCAUAAAAUACGACACACAAAAGAAUGAUUUGUUUUUGCACAUAAGGAAGGCCCAGUAAUGAUCAAACAUAUAUAAAGGUAGUGGCCACUGCUUUUAAGCAAAAAGUGAGUAAAGGCAGCUUGUACUCUGAACUUCAAAAGGAUUCACUCAAGGUAAGAGAAGAUGCUCAGGAUGGAGUUCUAAGCCCUGGAGACAAAGCUCAAGCUUUCAAUACUUGAUACAGAACCAAGAUGUAUCUUUUUAAAGUAGCACUUGUGAACCUUUGGAUGCUUUUAUGUGGAUGGGUUUUCCUUCCUGGACAUUAGGGAUGUUUGCAUUCCCCUUGCUCAACUUCAGGAUUUUGGUUUGCACUUUGGAAGCAAUAAUGACAAUGUUCCCCUUUCGGAUGCUUUUACUACCACAAUUGGAAAUGGAUGGGGCAGGAAGAGACAGAAAGCAGAUAUUUUAUUUAGAUUAGGAUAAAGAAGUGAAAUGAGUGACAUAGCUGGGUAUCCAGCUCUGGAGGCAAUCCCAACUCUGGGCUUGUUCUAAUUACUAUCAGAAUUAUUUUCAUGGAUUUAGGCAGAAUAUUCCAAAGUGCAAUUUCUCUAAUGUGCUAAGCUCCCCUAAAACUCUAACCAUAUGGAAAGGACUAAAAGCGUCAGGAAGUUUGAGUUUCUUGAAGUCUGCUCAUUUAGGAAAAAAAAGUGUUAAUAACCUGUGGAAAGACUUCUAUAGUAUCCAGUUUGGGGGAAGUGCGGUGCUUGGAGAAAUCUCCCUGAGUAGGUCUCCCUGUUACUUCCUGACAGUCAUCUGUAGCUGGCAGAGCUAAUGUUCGCCUCUCUCUAGUUUAUAUUGAGCAAAUGUAUUGUGCCACAUUGUGGGAUCACUCUUGCUAAGCGUAACUGGGAUCGUACAAAUGGAAUAUUGUUGCUCUGUGCUCCAGAUACGCAUAUGUGCUCACACCCAGCCAGCUCAGCAGGCUAAUUUGCUUAGUCUCUCUGAAGAAAAUAAAACGCUGUUUGUGAGAACAAACGUGUACUCUAGUUAUUCAGUUAAAAGCACUUUUAAGGGAGCAAUCCUUGGGGUCCAAAAACAUAACGGUAAGGGUUCUGCUUUUAGCAUCACCCUACCAGAAAAGCUGUUCUUACAUCUGUCCUAGUACAUUAGCAGAAAAUUCACAUGCAAGGAGACAUUGUUAACAGAGGGUGCAUUGCCUCUGGAACUUAAGCAAAAAUUAUCAUAUUUCAAUCAAAAUAGUUCCCAUCAAAGAAGGAAGAAUAUACCAAGCCCUCUGCAUGGGUCCUGGCUAAUAUACAACUUGGUAUUAGGAUGUAAAUGUUGAAGGCAGCUUCUACAACCAUUCCAACAUACUAGCUGGCAUACCUUUUUUAAAAGGUUAAAAUCAUACCUCUUAACCAAUGGUAAAAACCAUGAUGUGUUGCUAGCAAUUGCUUGUUUAUGUCAGAGUGAAGGCAACCUGAAGCCUUUAAAGUAAGGUUACACAUUGCAAAAUGACUGAAAAAGUGGCACUUUCAUGUUUCAUCACUUUGUUUUCUAUUAAUGCUUUGAGGCAGAUCUGCAGUCUACAGUCACUCAAGCAAAUUUGCACUGCUUGAUUUCUUUUUCUCUUUGCACUUUGGCAGAAUUAUUCUUUAUCCUUUUUAAAUGACUGUGCACUUAUGCCUGCACAAGCCAGACUGCUAGGGCAGUAAGGACAUCUAAAGCAAAUUUUGUCUGAGGAAAUGACUGAAAACAGUAUGUUUCACCUUGUGAGGAGAAUCAGUUGUCACAAUGUUGGUUUAUUAAAACACUUCUAAUUCCCUUUAGGACAUCUGCAAUAUAAAAUUUUAAAACAGCACAAGAGGCAACUUAAAAGUCCCCCCCCCCAUUUUACAGCAGCAAUAAAUGUUUUAUACCCAAAUCAUUAUUGUACUCCAAAAGCUUUAAAAAACAUGGUCUAGUCAUUCAUAGAAAUGUGAGGAAGAAGGUAGCCCUACAGCUUCUCCAUGGAGUGCAUUCUUCAUUGUUGAACAGAGACCCUGUGCAGACUCAUACAGAAUCAGGUAAAUAUGAAAGGGUACCACACAAUGUGGUUGCCCAUUGCCCUCUGGAUGUUGAAAAUUAUGAGCAUCCAAUCAAGCAUGGGAGGAGCAUGAGUGAAGAUUGUCUCACACUUUGUGACUGCAAAAGACAACAAUGGGCAGUUUUUGGCCAUCUUUGACUUUUGCCCCUGCUCACAAAGAAGAGGGACUAAAGCAUCCCUGGGGCUCCUUGCAUAUCAGCAGAGCUUCACUUGCCCCAUCCCUGCUCCCCUAGCACUCAGUCUAAAGUUGAUUUUGUGACAUUGGAGCCACAGCCAGGAUAGAAAGAACUGAGCUGGGUUUCUGCAUUUCCAGUGCUGGAAGUUGAGAUUCCAAUCUAUCUUAUGGCCAUCUAGACAGAGUCUAGCAGGCACCCAUGAUGCCACACACAUCUGAAAUUUUGUGCAACUUUUUUUUCUUUUCUACUUUCUUCUUUCAAGGAGCAUACAGUCAUAAUCAUGGAUGUGGACAAUUUCUAGAGCAUCAUGUAUUGAAUUUUGCAUAUUCAUGGUUCCUGUAUGAGCAAUUCGCUACAGCUUAAAGAACACAUUAUAGAACAGCAUCAUAGAACUGUGCAGGUGAUGUGGACUACCGUGAAAAUACAAACACGGGCUUGGAAAGUGAAAAUAGAAGCAAUGUCUUCUCACCAUUCAGAGUUAACAUGGAACUCAGCAUCAAGUGAGAAUGCAGCAUGAGAUUGGAGUUUGGCCUAGAGACUUGCUAUUUCUGUUGACAAAUUGACCAGCAGUGAACUCAGCUUGAUUCUGAGAUCCCCACAAUGUGUUUUCAGUAGAAGCUCUUAAGGAGAAAAAUACUUUUGUUCCUAGGGAAUAAUUUGCAAAUAUGGAAGGCCUUUAUGGUAACAUAUAUACAGUGGAUCAAAGAAUAGCCAUUCUGAAUACUGUUGGCUGCAGGAAUGACCUGUUGUCACUGACACAGCAUUCCAUCAGUUGCCAAGUUUUAGCAAGGCACCUAAGAAAUAAUGCCCAUCCAUUAUCUUCAAGGGCUGAAAGUAGCAAUUCUCUAGCAUAGUAUGCAACCUGGACUACAACUUCCAUCAUCCCUAACUAUUAGCUACACUGUUUGAGACUGAUAUGAACAGGGGCCCAAAACAUCUAGAGGAUACUUCUAAGGGAAGCUUGUUGAGUUAUCUAUUACUGUUACUCUUGAUGAGAAAUGCAGUUAGCUAAAGUUUGGUGUUAUAGAAUAUGUCUAUACCCACAAACUCAAAGAAUUAUUUGGAUGAGCUUCCAUAGUCAAAACCACUGAUUUUGUAUGUAUGUUCUACCUCUUAAGUAAAUACAAGAAAGAGUCCUCUCCGUGGAUGCCAGUUUUUAAAUGAGCCUUAUAAUAUUAAAGUUGUUUAGUGUCCAUGAAUUGGGUGUCCAUGUGUGCCUGUGUAAGGUUUGUGGGAAUAACAUAUGUAUCUGUGUAAAUUGGGCAAAAGUCCAGAUGGUGAAGAAAUGUAUACAGUUUCCUAUGGUUUUAUCCCCGUGCUGAGAUUAUGAGAAUUAAUGUAUUUCUUACUAACUGAAGGAUAAUCCUUCUUUGGUUUCCACUUUGUGCUGAUAAUAUGGUUUCCACAUGCAUGCUACUGAAUUGAGCAGACUCCAAAAAUUUGAACUAGAAGUAAAGUAUGUUCUGUUUCCUUUUGGGAGAACGUGUAGAUAAUAUUCUCACCUGGAAAAUCUCCAUACCUCAUUGUGCUUACAGCCUGCAUUGAAGUUUCUUGCAAUUAUAAUCACUGUUAGUAGCAACUACUAAACUAAAGCAUCUGCCUGGCCUUUAAAUGCCUGGAUCUUUGCACUAGACAAUGGAACCCAAAGCAAAGCCAAGAGGCAAUCUGCUUAUUCAUUAGAUUUUUGCUGACUUUUUUUGCCAGUGAAACCAUAAUAUGAACUCAGUUCUAUGGUAUGUAAAACAUAUGACAUAGCAUUCACAAACCUUUUCUAGCGGCAUCUCACUUUUAUUUACUAGACAGGCAGUGUUUGAGUACUGUGGGUUUGGAGGAACAAUUCGUGUGCUUCUGAUUUUGGUUAUAUUCUCUGUUCGACAUUCAUUUUCCUUCCUGAGUUCUACUGAACCGCCAAAACAUUUCUUCAUAUUUGAAAGACAGAUUGCUGUUUGUCGGAAGCAACACUGCUGAACUAGAAAGAACUAGAAAGAUUUUGAAAAACAGAUGUGCAACUGGGAUUUCAGUGGCUUGAUAUCUCUCUUAAAACUUGAGAUGCAAUGUAUUUCUGAACUAGAACCAUGCUCUGUUCUUUCUGUGGAUGCAGGGAAUCCAUUGUCCACCAGCUCCAUGAAGACAUUCUCUGCCCCUCCAGGUCUUUCCCAUUCAUCAGAAAAGGAGCAGCUUUAUAGACAAAAAGGAGAAUAUUAUGGACAAUUGAUUCUGUUGAAGCAAAUGGAUCAGCUAGUCAUGCAGGAUAUCCUGACAUCUACAGUUAAAAAUAUAUAUAAGGACAGGAACUAUAUGAAACGUUUUUCACUCAGACAUGAUAUAUCAACUCCAAAUGCCAAAUAUGUUGUGAAUGUGCUAAUAUGUGUUUAACAGUCACUUUGGAUAAUGGAUAGUUUCACAUGUUGUAUUAAGCCAGUUUGUUAAUAAGUCAUCACAGAACGUCCAACAGACUAUCAAACUCACCAUUGCUUGUUCCCCAGAUCUUUUCCACUCAGCACUUUUGCCAGAUGUGGCACACAUGCUAGGUACCUUUGAGAAAGAAUUCCUUGAUGUUUGAGCCUCUAAGUCAACAUCCUUUCUGUAAUUGGUAUAUUGAGGUUGCCAACUACUAAGGAAAUGUUUCCAUCGUGGUUGGCCUGAAGUGGCCCAUUCAGUCAGAUCAAACUAAUGUCUUCUUACUUAAAUGCAGGAGAAGGAAACCUCCCUUUUGCAAUCAGUUACUUUUCUCUGCUGAAGCUAAAAGCCAGGUCAUCUGGAUGCUGAGAUUGCAAUACAGGUGCCCUGGCUGAGCUCAUGUCAAGGACUUGAUUUAGAAAACCUGUUCAAUAGAAAACCACAUAGUGCCUAAAGAAUGAGGAAUCUCCUAGAUUCCAUAUCAGAGCUGGAAAGGAGCCAUUAAUGAACAGUCAGCAGCCAGAAAACAAGAGAUUCUUCUGGAAUCUCUACCCAGGCAAAGGGAGCAAACCAGAGGAAUUAUGCUCCAUUGGAAAAGGAAGUUGGAGGUCUUUAUCUUCCAUCACAGGUGCCAUGAAUGACUCUUUUGGUAAGCUAAUAAGUAGAGGAUCUUGGGUGGAUAGCAGGAUAUCUGGUAUAGGAGCCCAGGUUUAGUUUCUCUCCCCCCAAAAAGGGGAAAGAUCUGACAGAGUCAACAGGAUAGCUUUACCAUGGACGUACUGGGUUUUUUAAAGAAUCAAGUAAGCAGAUUCCAUUGGGCUGUGCUAGCUAGACUAUGAUUUUCUCUUUUGUUUGCUCUUUGCCACUGAUUUGCCAAUUUGACUGCUUAUUUUUGUGCACUCAGAACCCAGCAAGCUUUUUUUCCCAUUCUGUACUUUUUCCUGAAUCUUUAAUAAAUCUUGUUUUCAGCAAACCUUAGACUGUGCUUUGGGAGGUAAAAAGGGAGGCGCACAUGAAAGUAUGCCAUGUUAUUUGUCAUGUUAACACUUUUUCAACUGCUACAUUGCCUGCAAUAUACUGAGCAAAACUUGUAACUUAGUGAUGUUUUCCUAAGGACACAAGGGGGAUGCAGAGAAGCCUAACACCAGAGACCCCAGUAGGAUCCUUGGCCAGUCAUUCCCAAAGCACCAAAAGUAUUUGCCAACUGGGAAGAUUGUAUUUGUUUUUUCUCUUAGUUGUAGCUGAAUUUGUUUUUUUGCUCAGUGGUAGCUGAAAACCCCCCAGGUGCCAGGUAACCAGAACCAUGCAACAGCUUGCAAGAUGGAACUAAUUUUCAGAGCUGUAAUGAAGAGAGGUGCACAUUCACCAUAUUUUCCCUUCCACGGAAUUUUUUUGUUGCACAGUGCAAGACCAACUGACUAAUAUUUAGCCUAAUAUGCUGUCAGUGUCCUGAUCAAUUUCAUCUUCUGUUUUAAAGGGUCUGCUGUACUUUACACUGAAGUAAAAGCACCCACUGACAAAGUACCUUCCUCCACCUGGUUUUGGCUCCUCACUCCAUUGAUCGUUUUCACAGUUGAUAUUCAUAGUCUUAGGGGCAUGAGGCAGUUUUUAAAACAAAAGCAAAAAAAAAAAAAAACCCUGGGUUGUAACUGCAUGCAAACUGAGCCAGAAUGUUGGACUAGAGCUCAUGAAGAUCCAACAUUCCUGAAAAUGCAAAAGGUUGUUAGAACAAGAAUAAAUGGUAUAAUAUAUGGAACUAAAAUAUUGAUUCAGCUCUUAAAUACAGAUCCCUCUUCCUAAUGUAGUUUCAUGCAGGACUAUUGAAGUAUUAUUUUCUUUUGUGGCAUACUGAGAUCUCGUUUGGGUUGUGGUGUGGUGAAUACCAUUUCUCACAGAUAAAGCAAGUGGCAUCAAUUCAGAUAAUAUUCCUGGAGGUAUGUAUAAAUCAAAUCUAUUCAACUUCUUGUUUUUGCUAAUAAUUUAUGAAUACAGCUUCAAGCAUUUAUAGUAUCAUCUUAAAAAAGUUGCCCAUUUUCAGAUACUUCUUAAACCUCUUAAAAGACAUCAGAUCAGAAUAUUAUGCUGCUCAGAUCUAGCAGAUCUAGAAACUCAAUGCUCAUUGACAGCAAAGUUCUUACUCAAUAAUACAAAGGAAUGUUGGAUACUGAUAUAUAUACAACACAAUUAAGAAUUAACUUGUCCAAGUCUGUCUGUGUUGCAAAAUACUUUGACUUUUAUCUGGAAGUUACAGCCAUGUACCUUAAUUACUAUGCUGUUUAGGAAACUUAGGUACUGGUAAAAAGCUUACCAGAGUAACAGCAGAGUCAGGAGACUGGUUUUCAAGAUGAAAGGGAAGGAGAUCAGCCCUAAAGCCAGUCAUUCCUUGACCAGUAUGGAUUGUGAGGUCACUGUUUACCUCCAAUAUCCCAGUUCAGUUUUUGUUUGGUAGUUCAGCAAGGCAUAAUAGUUACGGACUGCUCCAGUGACUGCUUAGAAGGAAGAUGUUUUUAAGUGCAAUAUUGCAUGGAUGGCUUUCUAAGAGAUGUGGAAUAAUGGAAUGUAUGGAUCAGGUGCCAUACAUCACACAGUGAUACAAAUGUGCAAUCUGAUCUGUGGUGUGUAGUUGUCUGAGUAACCACACACUUAUUUUCUCAGUGAUGAGAUCCUUGAAAAAUAGUUUGUAGACAUUAUUCUGUUUAUGUUUUUUUCCAGAUUAGAUUUUUUUUUCAUUUCCUUUGAUGGAAAGUGGCUUAAGGAUAGGUAGUAAAAUAAUAAGUGUAUGUCCUCAAAUAUUCAUUAUCUCCUAGGCAAUUUUAUUAAUUUAAGCCAAUAAGAAACUCUAAGAAAAGUCAGGCCACUUAUUAUCAAAAGGUAACACUUUGUAUACCAAGAAUAUUCUGGGGGAUAUCCCUAGGAAGGAAUAAAGAAAUGAAUGGCAACUUUACCAAGUACUCCUGGGCAUAUCAGGAAAAUUCUUUAUGGUUGUUUCAGGCUGCAUAUCAUCUAGAUUUUCAUUCUGUGUAGGACUGAUACCCUCACGAAUAAUGAGCUUUUAUAGUCUAUUGGCCAUGAUUCAGUAAUGUGCCCAGAUAAGAUACUUACACUGUUCUUUCUUUCGGCAGGAACCUGGAGGAUACCCCAGGUUUAAAUGUCUCAUAAUUCAGAUAUUUGUUAGGGAUAGACCAGUCCAGAAAAGAAUAAAUAUAUGAAGCCCUCCAACAUCAUGUCAGACUUGGUCCUUCCAAACCAUAACUCUCUAUUCUGAUUCCAAUUAAAAUCUGCUUUCAGUUCCUGGGACUGAACAUGGAGUCAUUUGCAGGCAAACCAUGUGCUCCCAUAAUGAACCCAGAGAACACAUUAAAGAUGGGGCAAGCAGCUGUGUCUUUUUGUCUUAUUUUACUCUAGGUGGUAGGUAGAAGAUUUUAACCCCUUCAUUCUGCUAGGGUCAAUCCAGAGUGACACCAAGUGACCUCCUCUCUCACUAUAAGCCCCAACUGUACUAUUAUGUUCUGCAGGAGAGGCCCUUUGGGGGUUCCAUUACUUGAAGUGCUAUGUGUGAAAAGGCCUAUUGCACCAAAAUUAUGGACUCCUUGCCCUCAAAAACUGUGGUUGUCUGCCAUUCUCGGCCUCAAGAAACCGAGCAAAGCUGCAACUGUUUAAUUGAACCCUUUGAAAUAUUUAACAUUUUUAAUGUCUUAAGGUGUUUAUAGUGUUAAUGGGUUUUUUUGGUUCCAAAGUGUUGCCUUGAUGCAUAUUUAGCAGAUAAGGCUAAAUAGACAUGUUAAUAAUAAAUGCAUAAUAAAAUGUUGCCUAACAAUGAGUUAGUUGCUUGAAUGGAAUGGGGGACCCAAUGUGGAACUGGAUCUCCUUGCUUGCUUUAGAAUAAUAAAGAAAAGAAUAACAUAGCUACUAUCUACAUCUUUAAAAUAAUAUGUGCUUUUGUCCAAAGCUUCAUGUGCACAUGCACACUCCUCAGGAUUUGAAGCAUGGCCCGUUAUCUUGUUAGUUUUCUUUCUAUAUACAUUCUCAUGUUUUCACCCUGUCUCCUGCAACUGUCUGUCUAAUGCAGGAGCCUGCAUUUUAUUAAAUAGUAGCUGUGAAUCUGAUUUACUAAAGGAAUUGUGGUCAGUGGGAUUUCAAUAACUGCUGGCAACAGGGAAAUUUGAAACAAGAGAAGAGAAAUUAGCAGCACUGUGUUUAGCAAAGAAUCACAGAGUGUGGGUCAUAAUUUAGGUCAAAAUAUUGACUAGAGCUGCAGGCAUUAAUGAGAGAAAACUGAGGUUGCAGGUGCAAAGGAGCAUAUUUAUUCAAAACAAAUUGGCUGACAAAUUGCAUUUUAAAUUAUUAGUAAUAUUUAAUCAUGAUGUUGAAAAUGCACUUCUCUGUUUGAAAAAGAAUGGUUAGACAACAACAUGCUAUAAGCAAUUGGAUUUAAAAACAACUACUACUACUACCAUGAGAUUAAAGAUAAGAUGAGUUGAUAUUCAGCUUGUGCUAUACUCUCUAGCUACUGCUGGAGCUUGUCUUUAUAUUCCAUGCUUCCAAAGGCUCACAUUCUUCUUUGGAUCCAAACUGAAUAAAUUGGGAAUUAUGUGUGUGAAAUCAAUGGAGUCAUUAAAAAUGUACAGAAAGAGUAGUAGUUUAGAUAACAUGCUAAUUUGGUUAACACUUAUGAAUCUGCAUAAUUAGUGAACACUAGCAAAGAUACUUGAUAGAAGGCAACUGUAAAUAAGGUACAGUGCUUGAGUACACUGGGUACCAAAUCUUUUUGCCUUUGUUUGGCCUGUGUUUUCAAACAAAUGAUCUUCUAGAUAGGUUCUUCAGAAAAGAAAAACAAAAUCUAUGAACAUACUGUUUCCACUUAGGAAAAGAGAUCCCCAGGCACACCAGUGCACCCAGACAGUUCCCUUUAUAUGUUGUGCACCCAGACAGUUCCCUGUAUAAUUGAUGUUGAAUAUUUGGCUGGAAUGCUUGGGACAGAAAAAGCUGUGUACCGAUGCAAACCAAAUCUCACACAGCUUUUGCAAAGCUGUAGUACCAUCAUGAGAUGGUCUACAUAAAUCACAGCAGCAUAAUUGUGCUGCAGUAGUGUUGAAUUUCAGGAUCUCAGCAUAAGCUGUAGCAUCUUGGCAGUUUCAUUUCAUGAAGUUAUGGUUCAAAUAUAUCAUAGUGCAAGUUUUAUUUAAAACUUAUUUUAAUUGUUUAUUUAACUAGGUUUUUUUUAAUGUAUAGCUGAGAAUGCACUGAGGUUUUAUUGCACUGGGGUUUUAUUGUAUUGGGGAUUUAUUGUAUUGUUAUUUAUUGAUGUUUUGUGAGCCGCCCCGAGGCUUUAUUACGAUGGGGCGUCAUAGAAAUGUUUUAAAUAAGUAAAUAAAUAAGUGUCCUUAGAGAAAUUAGUAGUAUUCUAAGAUAGCUCUGCUAUGCUUGGUGAUAAGAAGGCAUUUCAUAGAUUUGAAAAGAAAAUGCUCAACAAUAUAGUUGUCAAAGAUGAUUUCACAGAAUAGAGAAUAAAUAGUUCUAUGGGUACCGAUUAGUGCAAAGGAGCCUUGUGUUCAGAAGCUGAGGAAAUUAUAACUGUUACACCAGAUUUAGGCUGGUGGUUUAAAUUUUCAUCUGACACCACUUUGAUACAGAAUAACCUUUAUUUUCCAUUUUGAUUCUGGUGCUAACCAGACAAGUGUGGGAUGCUUCAAUCCUAGCCUGCUGAAGCCACAACUGCCUGGGUUUUGGAGAUAAGCCUGUAGGAAAAGGAAGGGACUGAUUGUCUAUGAAAACUUUGGAAUCAGCUGUUGUGAUUUAUAAGUAGAUACUCUUAGAUACACAUUAUGGCAAGGUAGGUGUCACUGGAGUCCAAAUCUUCUCAAACACAGGCCUUUGGAAAGGAGUCUCUUUCUCUUUCAAUUGCAGAGAAAUUGCUAACCUGUCUAACCUCACAUGUACCAACAACUAAUAUUUCACAGAAGUGCAAGUAUUGCAGUGCAAAAGGUUAAGAUGUUGUAUAAAGGCAUGAGCUGUAAGUGUCCAUAGUCAUUUCAGUAUGAUCACAGCAACAAUGAAAAAAUCUGAUCUAAAGUAAAAUAUAUGAGGAAUUUGGCCAUAUAGUGGAUUUUGAUAUGUUUACCAAAAUUCUUAGAAAAAGAUUGUUUGCCAGACACAAACAAUAUUUAACCCAGAUCUGUUUUUAAUUGUUAAUUUGGGCUGCAUAUCUAUGUUCUAGCAUACCUUUGAAAUGUCUGGAUAACACACUGGUGGCUUUUUAGAUAUGUAGUAUUUAUAUUCGACUUCUUCCAAAGUUGACUCAAAUGUGCAAUACAGUGAUAUAUAUCGGUCUGUUUACAUACAUUCUAGUCAAUAUACCAUUUUAGCUUUUCAAAAGUAUUAUUAGAAUUGUAAUAUAUCAUCUAUUGGUCAAGUAAAGGAUAAUUAUUCAUCUCCCCAAACGUAUUUUUUAACUGAAAAGCCAAAAGGGGAAGCAUAUGGAUGGUGCUUCAUUGAAUGCAGUCAUUUUGCACAGGUACUGUGGCAUCUAAUUUGUGUUACCUGAUCACUGGUAUCAAACAAGAGCAAAUCAGCAAAGCCAACCCACUAAAAGUCAAGAUAGCCCAAUAGAAAGCAUGACAUCAAAGAGCAGCAGAGGAACAUCCAAUAGUGUUCUCCAUAAUGUAUGCCUCUCCUAAGCAAACAGACUGCUCUCCAGAAGCCCCUACAAGUUAUAGGACUUCAUUCACUCAUCUGAUAAAUUCAUUAAAAAUGGCCAGUAGCAAUGCAAUACCCACAUUUGCCCUGUGCAGUUGGUGAAGCGACAUCAUGUAGCUUAUUCCUCCACAUUUUUGGAUCCCUUUGUUAAUGCAAUCACUGAAGCUGUCAAAUAGCAGAAAAGUCCUACAGUUUCUUUCUUGUCCAUGGAGUGGAAUGUACUUCCUGUCUGACUGACUCUUUACUUUGACUACAGUCCUGAUGUGACAUUUUCCCCCCAAGUGAAACCUUUGCUGUGAGAAAAAGUCCAUUAUAUUCUUCUUGUAUCUAACAAUAAUAGAAAUUCCUUUUUGCUACCAACAUCUCCAACUCAGCAGUCUACAGAUUUAGCUUGAGGGUACAAAGGGAAUUGUCACCCGUUUUGUCCUAGGAAGAAGUUUUUCUCCUCAAUACUCCACUGAUACAUUAAAAGACUAACCUGGAGAAGGAUGAAUCCUGUAAUGGUGUUCCUUUCAAGACCUAAAUUCAGAGGUUAUACUACAGUGCAAACCUGAGUUUUGUCCUGUAACAAUAAGUAUUAUGAAUGUGUCUCCUCAAAAGAGCACAGAAUCAUAAAUAUUAUGUUGUGAAUAUCAUCCUAAAAUACCUCACACAGUUAUUUUCAGGAUCAGGUGAGAGGAGGAGAAUCCAGGAUGCCUGGAGUUCCUUGCAAGAGAAGAAAGGUGGGAUGUAAGUGAAAGGUAAUAAUAAAAAACAGGUAAGAAUCAUGCAGCUCAUGGGUGGUAUGUGCCCCUCAUCCUUCACUGUGGCCCUGCCCCCCUCCCAAAAUUCAAGGGGUAGGAACAAAAAUGAACAAAAGGACAUCAGCAAUGUCAUGGUGUUCCAUAAAGGUCAAAAUUAAAGGUAAAGGUUUUCCCAUGACAUUAAAGUCCAGACAUGUCUGACUCUUGGGGGCAGUGCUCAUCUCCAUUUCCUAGCCGAGGAAGCCAGCGUUUGUCCGCAGACA